Messenger RNA from Talaromyces atroroseus, 3675 nucleotides. Its product is annotated as Chitin synthase D. The record is from RefSeq and is a predicted model, not a curated record. Bases 1 to 3675 code for a protein of 1224 amino acids. The transcript is spliced from 2 exons. Gene Ontology annotation, molecular function: chitin synthase activity. Lineage: Eukaryota; Fungi; Ascomycota; Eurotiomycetes; Eurotiales; Trichocomaceae. Gene Ontology annotation, cellular component: cell periphery; cell septum.
AUGUCGCUUCCUCGAAAGCCAGACAGCACUCCAUCCUCGCGACGUCCGGAGAGUCGGUCGUCGGGACCCAGAGACUCAUCGCGUCGACGUCGCCGUGACCUUGAGUCCGGAUCCUACCCCGAUGUAGCUCCGUCUCCAUACACCCCUACAUCGCCAAGGCGUCAUGGACAUGGGAGGCAUGUUUCUCAUUCAUCUUCGCGAGGACGAGGAGCAUCGAUAUCACAAGAUUCUCCCACUGAUCUAAGCAGGAAAAGGACACUAGUCCGCCCAGAAAGGAACCAAAUAGGGCCUGAUCAUCCUAAUUACCAUUACCAGCAGCAUGCUCAGAAUCCUAACAUGGCUACGUAUCCAUCAACAACUGGUCAUGACCCGGUCCUGGAUGGCCCCGCCGAGACGGAAACUGGCAGCACUGAUAGCUCUGUAAAGACGCGCACGAAAACUUAUGCGUAUCCCCUCGACGGCAAUUUGAAUGAACCUAUGGAGCGGAUCGAGCGGGCUCCAAGCUCACGCCACAAAAGAAGGAGACUUUAUCGGAGAAGCUCACGAAAGGAUAUUGAAACAGAGGAGAAGCGCCAGCAAAAGGCCCGCCAACAAAUUACCCCUCCCAGCCCAUGGUACGCAUACUGUGUGUUGAUCACAUUCUGGGCACCCGACCUAGUCCUGAUGUGCCUUGGUAUGAGGAAGCCAGAUCAGCGUCGAGCAUGGCGGGAGAAGAUGGGUUUGAUCGGUGUAAUUGCACUGUGCUGUGCCUUUGUUGGUUUCAUCACCCUAGGCUUCACUGCGGCGGUUUGCGGCACGCAGGCCGUGCGCUUAAAAGCCAAUUCUGUCGACAACGGUUACAUGAUUUUUCAUGGCGAAGCUUACGACUUGUCUAGAUCUGAGCACCCCGCCGCUUAUGGAAUUCCUGCUGGUUCCAACGUUUUGUACGAUCUUCCACACAAAUAUGGCGGGCAAGACGGCAGUUUUAUGUUUCAGAAUGUUAACGGUGCGUGCAAAGACGUUAUCACGCUCGCCGAGGGCUCUGACAUUCCUACGAAUGAUAAUGGAGACCUUGCCUGGUACUUUCCAUGCCAGGCUUAUAACCAAGACGGCUCCUCUACUGUCAAUACAACAACCCCGCCUUACCUUGGGUAUAUGUGUCACCUUUCAUCCGAUGCUCGGAAUUCAUUCUACGGUCUGAAAAGCUCCGGCGACGUCUAUUAUACCUGGGAUGGAAUUAAAAAUAAGAGCCGUAACCUUGUUGUGUAUUCGGGAAACGUCUUGGAUCUUGAUCUACUCACCUGGCUCAAUGAUUCUCAAGUGAGCUACCCUGAUGUGUUCACAGAGAUGAGGACAAAUCCGGAUGUUCGGGGAGUCGACCUCACAUACGUUUUUCAAUCUUCCGAGGACAGGCGUAUCGCAAAGUGUCUGUCCCAGGUCAUCAAAGUUGGAACCAUAGACACAAUGACUGUUGGUUGUAUUGCCUCCCAGGUCGUUCUUUACGUCGCAUUGAUUUUCAUCUUAUCUGUCGUGUUCGCGAGGUUCUUUAUGGCUUGCCUUUUCCACUGGUUCAUAUCCAAAAAGUACGAUAUCGCGAAGUCAACCAUGCCGACAGAUCGUCGGGCCCGUGCUCAGCAAAUUGAAGACUGGUCGGACGAUAUCUAUCGUCCUGCACCGCGUCUUGCUGAUCCGCCCGUCCCUGAAAAAACAACCAGGAAGCGCGCAACUUUCUUGCCCACAACCUCCCGUUUUUCAAGCCCCUAUGCGGUGGGUGGUGAUAGUGCUAAGAUGAGGACUCAGCCUCUCACUAUGGCCAGCCAAAAUUCCACCUCUCGUCUAGUGCCCACCGCCACAACAGCAAGUUCGAUGUACAAACUAAGUGGAAAUAGUAGCAAUGGGUCCUUGAGCAUGGACGCCAUCUCGCGUCACAAUGCUGCCGCCGGUGACAGUCGAACAAGCCUGAUGAUCUCACAAUAUGACCAGAGACAUUCAACGGUUGUGGGUUCUAGUGAAGGACCGGCGGGGUUCAUCCAUGAAAAUGUCGUCCCGCAGCCACCACCGGAAUGGCAGCCGUUUGGGUUCCCUCUUGCGCAUUGUCUCUGUCUGGUAACAUGCUACUCUGAAGGUGAAGAAGGUAUUCGUUCCACUCUAGACUCGGUUGCUUUGACCGACUACCCCAACAGCCACAAGACUAUCAUUGUCAUCUGCGAUGGUAUUAUCAAAGGCAAGGGCGAGGAAAAAUCCACCCCUGAUUAUGUGUUGGGCAUGAUGUGCGAUUUUGCUGUGCCGCCUGAAGAAGUUAAACCUCAUUCGUAUGUGGCUGUUGCCUCUGGUUCCAAGAGACAUAACAUGGCCAAGAUCUAUGCCGGCUUCUAUGACUACGGUGAAACAUCGAUCGUCCCACCAGAAAAACAGCAACGAGUGCCGAUGCUUGUUGUGGUCAAAUGCGGAACUCCCGCCGAGGCUAGUCAGUCCAAACCUGGCAAUCGUGGCAAGCGUGAUAGUCAGAUUGUCCUCAUGUCCUUUUUGCAAAAGGUCAUGUUUGACGAGCGAAUGACGGAGCUUGAGUUUGAAAUGUUUAACGGGUUCUGGAAUAUUACCGGUAUUUCGCCUGAUUAUUAUGAAAUCAUUUUAAUGGUCGAUGCCGAUACAAAGGUGUUCCCAGACAGUCUCUCGCACAUGGUUUCGGCCAUGGUGAAGGACCCGGAAAUUAUGGGAUUAUGCGGUGAAACAAAGAUUGCCAAUAAAACCGACAGCUGGGUGACUAUGAUCCAAGUUUUUGAGUACUACAUUUCCCACCACCAGCUCAAGGCCUUCGAGUCCAUCUUUGGUGGUGUCACUUGUCUCCCGGGAUGUUUCUCCAUGUACCGUAUCAAAGCGCCCAAAGGUGGCCAGAACUACUGGGUGCCUAUCUUAGCCAACCCGGAUGUUGUGGAGCACUAUUCCGAGAAUGUCGUGGAUACACUGCACCAGAAGAAUCUGCUCUUGCUAGGUGAAGAUCGUUACCUGUCCACUCUGAUGCUGAAGACAUUCCCGAAACGGAAGCAAGUCUUUGUUCCUCAGGCAGUGUGCAAAACGACAGUGCCGGACCAGUUUAUGGUGCUGCUGUCGCAGCGUCGUCGUUGGAUCAACAGUACUGUACACAAUUAUUUUGAGCUGCUCUUUGUUCGUGAUUUGUGCGGAACUUUUUGUUUCAGUAUGCAAUUCGUUGUUUCUAUCGAUCUGAUGGGUUCACUGGUUUUGCCUGUGGCCAUCAGUCUGACCUUUUACGUUGUUAUCAAAUCGAUUGUUUCCAAACCGGUACAAAUUAUUCCGUUGGUGCUCCUGGCUCUUAUUUGGGGUUUGCCGGGUGUUCUUAUCAUUGUGACCGCCAACCGACUCGUGUACGUUCUCUGGAUGGCUAUCUACCUGGCGUCGAUCCCGAUAUGGAACUUUGUGCUGCCGGUGUACUCGUUCUGGAAGUUUGACGAUUUCAGUUGGGGUGACACGCGAAAGACUGCUGGAGAUACGGGCAAGGGCGGUCAUGGAGAUGUCGAGGGUGAAUUUGACAGCAGUAAAAUCACGAUGAAGCGCUGGCGCGAGUUUGAGAAAGAACGACGACUCAAUAUAAGCAACGCACAAGGACUGCCACCGGGCGGCUUGCCCGCGGCUGCAUACACCUACCCAGGCGGUUAUGACACUUACUCUGAUUACUAG